Molecule: messenger RNA, 4714 nt
Organism: Spodoptera litura
Lineage: Eukaryota; Metazoa; Arthropoda; Insecta; Lepidoptera; Noctuidae
Gene: cher
Product: filamin A protein cher
Biological process (GO): actin cytoskeleton organization
Molecular function (GO): actin filament binding
Source: RefSeq, a predicted model, not a curated record
UACGGUACAAUCUGGAAGAUAUUUUUUUAAAGUGUUAAGUGUGAAGUGAUUUUAAGUGCUGCAGGGACCAAAAACACAAACAGAAUACAGUACAAAACAAUGACACUUUGACAUAAACACUAAACAAUAUUAAUAGGUACUAUUUUUGUGAUAGAAGACACCUAUUUUUACUUAAAUGGCGUUUGUAAGUGAUCUCUGGAAUUCACUCGUUGGUAACAACGAUAAAGAAGAAAGAACCUGGAGUGAACUAUCAAGAUUUUACUUUGACGGUAGUAGAAAAUACUUUUCUGUAUCAGAAGUUGACAAAGAGGCCCAGCCUAUUGUGUUUGGCGAAUGUCAUAAGAUUGCAUUCAAUAGACACGGAUUCGGCUACCAUUUCACACCGCUCAAUUUUAUUAGUGUUUACCACAUUGACACGAGACGAGCCGAAGUCAGGAUGCCGUCCGGCCACAUAGACCAGCCUCAGAUCGAGGACAACAGAGAUGGAACAGUCAGCAUCAAGUAUGAGCCGCGAGAGGAAGGAGUUCACGAACUCUUCGUCAAGUACAAUGGUGAACAUGUUCAAGGUUCACCAUACAAGUUCCACGUGGACUCCAUAUCGUCAGGAUAUGUGACGGCUUAUGGUCCUGGUCUCCUGAACGGUGUGAGUGGAGAGCCUAGCGAGUUCACCAUCAGCACCAAGGGAGCAGGCUCCGGUGGACUGUCCAUGGCUGUGGAGGGACCUAGCAAAGCUGAGAUCACAUGCCAUGACAACAAAGACGGAACAGUCUCCGUGUCGUACUUGCCCACCGCUCCUGGAGAGUACAAGAUCUCCGUCAGGUUCGGAGACAAACACAUCAAGGGAUCUCCUUACACCGCUAAGGUCACUGGUGAGGGUCGCAAGAGGAACCAGAUCUCUGUAGGCAGCUGCAGUGAAGUCACUCUCCCUGGCAAGAUCAACGACAAUGACAUCCGCACCCUCAAUGCUUCCAUCCAGGCACCAUCCGGCUUAGAAGAGCCCUGCUUCCUCAAGCGUCUUCCCUCUGGCAACAUUGGCAUCAGCUUCACUCCUCGCGAAGCUGGUCAGCAUAUCGUCUCCGUGAAAAAGAUGGGUGUCCACAUCCAGAACUCACCGUUCAACAUCACCGUACUGGCUCAGGAAGUUGGUGACGCAAAGAAAGUCAAGGUUUCUGGCAACGCCCUGAAGGAAGGCAAGACUCACGCCGAGAACACCUUCAGUGUGGACACCAGGAACGCUGGUUACGGUGGUCUCUCACUUUCCAUCGAAGGUCCUAGUAAGGCUGAGAUCCAGUGCGCUGACAGCAAGGAUGGCGUGUUGGCUAUCAGCUACAAACCCACUGAACCAGGAUACUACAUCGUCAACCUGAAAUUCGCUGACCAUCACGUUGAGGGUUCUCCCUUCACCGUUAAGGUUACCGGUGAGGGCAGCAACAGGCAAAGAGAGAAGAUUCAGAGGCAGAGGGACCCUGCUCCUCUCACGGAGGUCGGCACCAACUGCAAGCUGACCUUCAAAAUGCCAGGCAUUACCUCCUUCGACCUGGCUGCCACCGUCACUAGUCCUGGUGGUGUCUCCGAAGACGCUGAGAUCCAGGAGGUGGAAGAUGGCCUUUACUCCGUCCACUUCGUUCCUAAGGAGUUGGGAGUCCACACAGUAUCUGUCAAGUACAGGGAAAUUCAUAUUCCUGGGUCACCCUUCCAGUUCACGGUAGGUCCCCUCAGGGAUUCCGGAGCCCAUUUGGUCAAGGCUGGUGGUCCAGGUUUGGAGAGAGGAGAAGCUGGACGCUUCAACGAAUUCAACGUCUGGACUCGUGAAGCUGGCGCUGGUCAGCUUGCCAUCUCCCUGGAAGGUCCCAGCAAGGCUGAGAUCGACUUCAAGGACAGGAAAGAUGGAUCCUGUGAUGUGUCCUACAAAGUUGAUGAGCCUGGUGAAUACCGCAUCGGUCUCAAAUUCAACGAGCAGCACAUCCCUGACUCUCCCUUCAAGGUCUACAUCUCACCAGCUGUUGGAGAUGCCCACCUUCUCGAGGUGGCUCAGUUCCCCGACUCAGCACAAGUCGACAAACCAACACAGUUCUACAUCAGGCUCAAUGGAGCCAAGGGUAGCUUGGAUGGCAGGGUGAUCGCCCCAUCAGGCAAGACCGACGACUGCUUCAUCCAGAACAUAGACGGAGACCAAUACAGCAUCAGGUUCAUGCCAAGGGAAAAUGGUGUCCACAACAUCAAUGUCAAAUUCAAUGGAGUCCAUAUUCCUGCUUCUCCGUUGAGAAUCAAGGUCGGAAAGGACGACGCUGACCCUGCAGCGGUUCAUGCUCAUGGACCUGGUUUGGGAGCAGUCAAGACUGGUGUGAAGACGGAUCUGAUCAUCGACACAUGCAAUGCUGGAGUGGGUCUGCUGGCUGUCACCAUGGAUGGACCUUCAAGAGUCGCUAUGGACUGCACAGAUGUAGAUGAAGGUUACAAGGUUCGUUACACACCUCUUGCACCUGGAUUCUACUACAUGAGUAUAAAGUACAACGGCGCCCACAUCGUCGGAUCACCGUUCAAGAUUGAAGCUACCGGUGCAAACCUCGCUGAAGUAGGAGCACAGGAAACAUCAUCAGUAACUGUUGAAACAGUCCAGAAAGUCGCCAAGUCCAUGCAGAAGCAAGGUCCAGUACUGCCUAACUUCAAAUCAGACGCCUCUAAGGUCACCAGCAAGGGCAUGGGUCUGAAGAAGGCGUACCUUAACAAACACAACCAGUUCACGGUGCACGCUGGUGAUGCUGGCAACAACAUCCUGUACGUGGGUAUCUACGGACCCAAAGGUCCCUGUGAUGAGGUCCAGUUGAAACACAAAGGAAAGAACAACUAUGAAUGCUGGUACGUCGUCAGAGAUAGGGGAGACUACAUCGUCAUCGUCAAGUGGGGAGAUGAACACAUCCCCGGCUCCCCCUACAAGGUGGAAGUCUAAGAAGAGAAUAGUGAACAGGGGGUGAUAGUGCAUACAAACUAAAACUAAAAAAAAAAUUGUUUUGUAUUCAUUGAAAAUCAUAUUUUUCUGGUGUAUUUUUUUACUGAAUUUUUCUAGUCAUUUUGUUUUAGUUAAUCUUAAAUUAUUGUUCUUUAGAACAGAAUAUUUAGGCUGUAUGCGCUAUCAUGGAUUCAUAUUUUAAUUUUAAUUAUCUUAAAACAUUUAUUUAGAUUUGGAAUGGAAAUUCGAGAGUAACAACUACUUUCAGGACUUUAAAUAAAAUAGAAGCAAUGCAAAAAGUAAAUUUAUAUAAUAAUAUUGCACAUUAGUUUCCAAGACAUAUCUAAAUAUGUUUUAAAUAUAUUACCAAAGCUUGAUUUAUACUACAGGAUAAGGAAAAGGUUUGUGCAUCCAUCUUGUUACUUUGAUCUCUUAAAUACCGUGAUUUUUAUUGUUUUUGUCUCACUCAGUUUUAUAUAAACUAAAAUUAUCUAGUCGAAAAAGAAUAAUAGUUAUAUUAUGCAACUGUUUUGUAUAAUUUGGAGUUUUAUUUUAAUUAUAGGUCUUUCACAACAUCCUUGGAUGUAUUGUUUUUUAGGAGAAUUAUAAAAGAUCACAUAUGUUGGGUAAAUCAUCAAUUUCACGGUAGUGUCAACUUUAUUAGUAAAAAAACCUUUUCACUAUCCAUCUCGUGUUUUUCUUGAUCCUUUAUUAUCUAUAAUUUAUUUAAAAACAUCAUCAUUAUUGUCAUCUCAAUUUCCUAUUACAUAUAAGCAUUUUUCAGAAGUUCUAACUAAAUAUACAGAAAAUAAUGGUUUUUGCUUUACGGCAACGAUGCCGAUUUGUCAGAUACAAUGUCGAUAGAUCAUUGUGAUUUUUUUGUUUUUUUUUGUAUCUUGUAUUUUGUUUUGUAGUGUAUUUUUUGUUUUUAUUUAGUAUCGGAGUUGAUUUUUAGUUUUUUUUCUUUGCUUGUUUAGAAAUGGUAGGCGUAUAUGUGUAACUCCAACGUCAAAGUUAUUUAUUUUACUAAAAUCUAAGCCUUGUCGUAUUUUUAGGUCUUAUUUUUGUCAGACUGAAUUUUUUUACUCAAAUGUGCCAUUUUAUUUUACAAUUUUUCUAUCGAUGUUUAACAUAAAAUUAUGAAAAUAAGAGUUUGACAGUCGGCAGGAUACAAUAUUUCUGAUUUUGUCAAAGUUAUUUUUUUUUUUGUUUGCGGUAACUUUGACAGAUUGUUUGUUUUAUCGCGUUGUCGUAAGUUCAGUAUUCUGGCUAAUUUUAUAUGAUUCUCGUUUAGUAUUUAGGGCGACUAAAUGACAAUACAUAUAAAGUAUUAACUCAAAAAUAUUCCCUUUAUUUUUUAAGUGCAGCGAGACACAAUUUGCUGGCCAAGAAUUUCUGCGAAUUUUUUUUUGUUUUUUUAUUUUUUUAUUUAAGUAAUAAAUUCCUCUACUUCUUUUUUUAGAAAAAGUUUUUGAUAUAGUCAGAGGAGUUUUUGACAAAUUCGCUUACUAUUGUUGGUUGUCAACUUUUCGUAGAUAUUUUUUUCUUUAUUUUUUGUGAAUUUCUACUGAAAGUUUAUUAUGUAAAUUGUGCCUUUGCCUUCUGAUUUAAGUAUUAUGUAUUUGCUUUCUAAUUUUUGUAUGGUUUGUGUAUGGAAUUUGCCUACGUAGGUAGAAUGAUCCCGUAUUUGUAAAUACCUAUUUUAAGUGUUUAAUUAUUAUAAUGUAUUUUGCGACUGUUAACUAAAUAAAAGGAGGAAAGUUC